GAACAAGACAAAGAGAAGCUUUAUUGAGCGUUAAAACAGCUCAGAGGAGACCUGCAGUGGGUAGCUCCUCUCUGUAGGCAGGUUGUCCUGAAGUCUGCCCAGCUCCUAGGAGAGAGGAGGCCCUGGAGAGGGUAGCUCCUCUCUGCAGCUGGUUGUCCUAACGUCUGCCCAGCUCCUAGCAGAGAGGAGGCCCUGGAGAGGGUCACUCCUCUCUGAAGCUGGUAGUUCUGACAUCUCUGCAAGUCUCUGAAGCUCUCAGCUGAGACGGUAGCUCCUCUCUGCAGCUGGUUGUCCCAUUAUCUGCUCAGCUCUGGCUAAGUUGGGGAUUUUAUGGGCCUCAGAGGGGAGCAAGUGCCUGCUGCUGAUUGAUCCAUGGGCAGCCAUGGGCAGCCAUGGGCAGGCUCGGAAAAGGCACCACAAGUUCCCACUCUGGCUCAUGGGGCUGGCAGCCCAAACCCCAGCCUUCAGGCCCUCCUUGGCCAGAAGUUGGGGCCUCACUGGGGACCCACCCCCUUCUGCCCAGGAGUCCGUCUGCCUCCCACUGCCAUUCAUGGUGCCUGGGUUCAGCCUCAACUUUGCUCCAAGAAUGGAGCAGAUGCCAACAGCAGGGAGAAACCAGGCAGCAGGAGCAGGCACUUCUGAGCCUGUGAGGGCAUGCAGGGCCUUCCUGGGCCCCCAAGAGUGCAGGGAUGCCUGGGGCUGCAGCCGUAGUUUGGAUGGCUGCAGCUGCCCCCAGGAGGGCAGGGCUCCUGCCUGCUCCUGGCUCCCCAAGAGCACAGGGAGGCUCAGAUCUGCAGCCACACCUUGGGCGGUGCUCCUGCCUGCUCUGUGGAGCAGGAGGCCCCAUUCUGCAGCUGUGCUGCAGAGGCACCCAGGGAGCUCCCACCCCAACUCAGAAGGGGUGGGUCUCCUGCUUGUCCCUGGCUCCCGCCAGAGAGUGUGCAGCCCUGGCCAUGCCUCCCUGCUGCAGCAGUAGGCCGUCUGGAGCAGCCGCUGCCAUAGUGAUUCUCAUAAUUUUAUUUUGCCUUGGCAUCCAUUUUGAAUAUGUUUAACUUUCUCAUAUGAGAAGCAGGGCUCAAUCACCUUUGACACAGUUUCCAGUUCUCUGCUUCCUCCCAGUUCUUCAAUGUGAUCCAUCCAGAUAUCUGCUUAAUGCAACUGCUUCCUGGUGACCAUCUCCCUAUGGGAAAGGUAAAUGCAGCCUACUUGACUCACCCGUUGACCUCCAUAACCCAUACGGACUGUGUAGAUGGGCUCCAGUGACCACCUCACAGUGACAAGGUGACUCCAUGGAAUUUGUGCUUGCUUGUUCUAAACACCAAUUAGAACUCCCAUAGGAAACUGCUUGGGUAACACGCUGGACCCCAAUAGAGGCUUUAGCUCCACAGGUGCCCCUUCCUUGACCUCCUUCCACUGGCUGAACUCCCUGUCACCUCCAGAUUUACCCUCCUUCUGGUGACCACAAGACCAAAUUAGAAAGAAACCAUAACAAUAAAAAUCACAACACCCAGCAGUCAAAGUGUACAUCAUUAUCAGAAAAGAGGAAAGAUACAAAGGAAGCAAAGUUUUCCUUGUAGUAAACUUCAAGAAAAUUUUCCUGCAUGGAACUUUACAAAAGAUAGAAUAAAAAGUGGGCUGUGCAUGGUGGCUCACGCCUGUAAUCCUAGCAUUCUGGGAGGUCGAGUUGGGUGGAUCGCUUGAUGUCAGGUGUUCGAGACCAGCCUAGCCAACAUAGAAACACCCAUCUCUACUAAAAAUACAAAAAUUAGUCAGGUGUGGUGGCAUGUGCCUGUGAUCCCAGCUACUCAGGAGGCUGAGGUGGGAGGAUCAUUUGAGCCUGAGAUGCAGAGGUUGCAGCGAGACGAGAUCACACCACUGCACUCCAGCCUGGCCGACAGAGCCAGAACCUGUCUCAAAAAAAAAAAAAAAAAAAAAAAAAAAAAAAAAAAAAGUGCCUUCAACAUCAUUCUACAGCAGAUGCAGUAAUGGAAUUCAGUCUACUUUUUGUUUCUACAUUGGAUAAAAGCUGAGGACAUAAUGAAGGAUGUUUUGCUUAGGACUAAAAAAUACAAGAAAUUUCUGUGGCACUAGACAUAUGCUCAUAGCAGCACACUUUUCAAACAGUAUUCUUUCUUUCUUUCUUUUUUUUUUUGAGACAGAGUUUCACUCUUGUUGCCUGGACUGGAGUGCAAUGGUGCAGUCUCAGCUCACUGCGACAUCCGCCUCCUGGGUUCAAGCGAUUCUCCUGUCUCAGCCUCCCGAGUAGCUGGGAUUACAGGCAUGCGCCACCGCACCCGGCUAAUUUUGUAUUUUUAGUAGAGAAAGGGUUUCACCACGUUGGCCAGGCUUGUCUCAAACUCCUGACCUCAGGUGAUCCACCCGCCUCGGCCUCCCAAAGUGCUUGGAUUACAGGCGUGAGCCACCGCCCCCUGCCCAGUAUUCUUAAAUGCAAGCUUUCCCAUUAGAGAUCUAAUAAAAGCUAGGUAGCAAAACUUCCACUGAAACGUGCUUUGAUGAGUACCUACACACUAAAUUGAUAUCCCGAGUUUCUGGAAGAGCUACAUACUCUAAAUCCCAUCUCAGCGUAUGGCUUGUUUGAACCCCUGUAGGACUCUUUCCAUCCAGGAAGGGCCAUGGGACAUCAGUACGAGUGGGUGGGCUAGAGAAAGAACUCCUUUGCCUGUUUGCUGUUCUCAUCCUUUUCCUGAACGCCAUGUAGUAAACAUCAUUUAUGCUUAUCAGGGACGCUAAACCAACAACCUGAGAUACAUAAGUAAGGCAGUGACCAACGAUGGGCUGCCACACUUUCAGCCAACUUGAGGAGACAAAACUUUUUUGUUCACUUUUGCAGCUUACUUAACACAGGACCGCAGGGCAUGGUCCAGGGAGGACGGGGAGACAAUUCCCUCCGGGUAGUUCUUACAGAAAAGUCUUCCCUGAAUUAUUCCACAGCCUUGGAAAACUACUUUCUUUCCUUCUGUACUGGACAAACCAUCCAACCUCGCGCGGAGAAUGGGGCAAAGCCUCGGGUCACGGGGCCUCGGCGGGGCGGUGAGGGGCGGGAACACGGCUCCGUAGGGCGGGGCCAAGCCGGAGCGAGGCUGCGGGUCCGGACGCCGUGCGCGCGCGCGCGGCAGGUCGGCGCCGGGCGGGGGCGGAGCGGCAGUCGCAGGUCCACGCCGUAAACAGACAACAUGGCGGCCGCGGUGGCGGCGGGACCUGGGGCCUUGGGAUCCCUGCAUGCUGGCGGCGCCCGCCUGGUGGCCGCUUGCAGUGCGUGGCUCUGCUCGGGGUUGAGGCUGCCCCGCUCGUUGGCAGGCCGGCGGGUGGGCCCGGCGAUCUGGGCCCAGGGCUGGGUACCUGCGGCCGGGGGUCCCGCCCCGAAAAGGCGCUACAGCUCUGAGAUGAAGACGGAGGACGAGCUGCGGGUGCGGCACCUGGAGGAGGAGAACCGAGGAAUUGUGGUGCUUGGAAUAAACAGAGCUUAUGGCAAAAAUUCACUCAGUAAAAAUCUUAUAAAAAUGCUAUCAAAAGCUGUGGAUGCUUUGAAAUCUGAUAAGAAAGUACGGACCAUAAUAAUCAGGAGUGAAGUCCCAGGGAUAUUCUGUGCUGGUGCUGACCUUAAGGAAAGAGCCAAAAUGAGUUCCAGUGAAGUUGGUCCUUUUGUCUCCAAAAUACGAGCAGUGAUUAACGAUAUUGCUAAUCUUCCAGUACCAACAAUUGCAGCAAUAGAUGGACUCGCUUUAGGUGGUGGUCUUGAACUGGCUUUAGCUUGUGAUAUACGAGUAGCAGCUUCCUCUGCAAAAAUGGGCCUGGUUGAAACAAAACUGGCAAUUAUUCCUGGUGGAGGGGGGACACAGCGAUUGCCACGCGCCAUUGGAAUGUCCCUGGCCAAGGAGCUCAUAUUCUCUGCGCGAGUCCUCGAUGGCCAAGAAGCCAAAGCAGUGGGCUUAAUCAGCCACGUUCUGGAACAGAACCAGGAGGGAGAUGCGGCCUACAGAAAGGCCUUGGACCUGGCGAGAGAGUUUUUACCUCAGGGACCUGUUGCAAUGAGAGUGGCAAAAUUAGCAAUUAAUCAAGGGAUGGAGGUCGAUUUAGUAACAGGGUUAGCCAUAGAAGAAGCUUGUUAUGCUCAGACCAUUCCAACAAAAGACAGACUUGAAGGUCUUCUUGCUUUUAAAGAGAAAAGGCCCCCUCGCUAUAAAGGAGAAUAAAAGGAACAGAAAUUCUUAAGAUGCCAAUGUAAUAAAUGUAUUUCCUGGAAGUGUCUUUCGGAUCCACUAUAUGCCUCAGCACAUGGAAUCUUAAUGACCAAAGUGAGGAGCAGAUUAUUCAUAUAGUGUAAUAAGCAUCCGGAAUGGACCCAUCCGUGUACUUCAUUUAAAUGUGUAAAUGUCAUAUUUAUUCAGAUUUAUAAAGCUAGUAGUGUAUAGUCAGAAACAGAAUCAAAGUUAGAUAUACAUUUUUAAAUAUUUACUGCAUAUGAGGCUUUCUGUUCUUAAUUUUUUAAUGUGAAUAAUUUAUAUAUUGCACAUUCUAGGGAAUAAUAUUGAUUCUAUGUCUACUGUGCUGCAUUAAGAAAAUAAAAUUUCUAUAUACCAAAAAUGUGAAGUUAUACCAAAUAAAGUUUCUAAGUGAUUAAUGCAUAUGAACAGAUACAUAUACAUAUAUCUAAACCUGAAAAAUGAAUUGAUAUUCUGAGUGAAAACUACCUUAUAUAAAUAAAAUUAGUGAAAAGAAAA
Pongo pygmaeus (Bornean orangutan) is the source of this 4742-nucleotide messenger RNA. It is a transcript of the gene AUH, whose product is annotated as AU RNA binding methylglutaconyl-CoA hydratase. The transcript is spliced from 10 exons. The record is from RefSeq and is a predicted model, not a curated record. Gene Ontology annotation, molecular function: enoyl-CoA hydratase activity. The coding region runs from base 3195 to 4214 and encodes 339 amino acids. Lineage: Eukaryota; Metazoa; Chordata; Mammalia; Primates; Hominidae. Gene Ontology annotation, biological process: fatty acid beta-oxidation. Gene Ontology annotation, cellular component: mitochondrion.